AGAUGUUUCAUUACACUGGCCAAUGGUGAGGAGAAGGGGGUUGGAUCGCUGUGUGCGGUCCAGAUGCCCCUUCUUUUUAAAAAGCUCCUGUGUCUGACUCGGCUACUGAACUCUGGAGGAGGAGACUCUGCAGCAGCAUCACUCUCACCUGAGGAACCGAAGCGACUCCGCUCAGCUUGGUUUUAGAGCUGAGGGGCCAGCUGUUGACUUAGUGUGAAGUUUGCUUUCAACGUUGAAGAAAAUUCGAAAAAAUAUGUAGAAAUAAAUGUAUUUCCUCAAAAUGUUGGAAUUAACCAAACUGGCUCUUCUGCUGUCCUUCCUGACCUCAGUGGCUCUGGGUCAAGGGUCUGUAAGGAGCAGGAUGCUGUCUGACAGGAGUAAGAGAACGACCUUUCAGGCCUUCAGUGACCCACAGACAACAGGCGUGACGGAGUGGACGUCUUGGUUCAACAUCGACCAUCCUGGAGGAAACGGAGACUAUGAGCGCCUGGAGGCCAUUCGUUUCUACUAUAGAGAGAGAGUCUGUGUUCGACCCACUGCCAUGGAGGCUCGUACCACAGACUGGGUGGCGGCUGCAGACACUGGGGAAGUGGUGCACUCCAGUUUAGAGAAGGGCUUCUGGUGCAUCAACAAAGAGCAGCCCCUUGGUCGGGCCUGUUCCAACUACCACGUUCGCUUUCAGUGCCCCCCAGUGCAGAGUUACUGGACUGACUGGAGCGAGUGGGGACCUUGCUCCACCACAGCCUGUAAUGAUGUAGGAAUCCAACUUCGGCAGAGGAAAUGUGUGAGCGCUCAGCCAAUGCCUCUGCUGUUUGUUCCAGCGUGUCAGGGCCACCACUCGGAGAGAAGGGAGUGCACCACCCCACCCUGCACAGCUAAGUGGAGUCCCUGGGGUCCCUGGGGGAUGUGUUCUGUGACUUGUGGUGGAGGUCGAAGAACCAGAAGAAGAACCUGUGAGAGGACCUCAGCGACUAUUCAAUGUAAAGGGCGACCUGUUGAAGUACACAAGUGUGGAAAGAGUCCAUGUCCAGCUAACUGCCAGCUGGUGUGCUCAGAAGGCCGUCCCAGUGAGGAUUGCAGCAGCUGUGUGUGUGAAGGCCACAUGCUGCAAGGAGAUGUCCAAGGUGUGACUGGGUUCCCCAUAGCAGGGGCCGCCGUGGGUCUGGCCAGCCUUCCCCAAGUCAUCCGAGCUCGUACGGAUGCCAAAGGACAAUUCAGGCUCCCAGGAGUCUGCUCCUCUAGCUCCAUGCUGCUCACCAUCAGGAAGGAGAAAUUUGUCCCGAUCAAUGUUUCUACCUCCAGCAACACUACAGGCUUGUCCUGGCUACGAGCUGUUCUCAAAUCAGCAGAAAAGCCAUACAUUGUGAAGCACCCAGAGGACAAAGUGCGUUAUGAAGGUGGGCGGCUGCUGAUGUGCUGCACAGCAACAGGAUCUCCAGCUCCUGACAAAUACUACUGGUACCACAACGGGACUCUGCUGGACAGGAGGGUGUACAAGUAUGAGGAGGACCUUGUACUGCGUGAUCUGAAGCUGGAGCAGUCGGGAGAGUACUACUGCAAAGCCAGCAGCCCUGCAGGCAGCAUCAAGUCAGCCCCAGCUCUCCUUACUGUGGUUGGUAAAGGAACACCAGCAUGCAACUCUACACCUGAAUUCCACCUCAUUAGACUACCAAUGGACUGCAUUCAACUUGGGACUGACUCUAAGUACUACAAUGCUGGCCGCUGCCCUCACAACCAGUGUGCCGGUUCCCUUGACUAUGACAUGCGCUGCAGAGAUGGAGCUGGAUUCUGCUGUGGGGUACAAAAAAUGGAGAGUCGAAUCAUCGACUGUGGCAACUACAAGCUCCCAAUUCGAGCUGUAUCACAUUGUGGUUGUCAGAAGUGUAUGCAACCCACUGUGCUGGUUCGUGGCAGAGUGGUGACCGCUGACAAUGGUGAGCCUCUACGUUUUGGGCACAUCUAUAUUGGUAAAGAAAGAGUGGGAACUACCGGAUACCAAGGAGGCUUCACUUUGCAAAUUACGCCCGACACGCAAAGAUUGGUGGUGAAUUUCGUUGACCCCACUCAGAGGUUUCUUGACACCCCAAAGGUGUUCAUUCUUGACAAGAAAGGUGGAUCAAUUUAUCAUGAUGUGAAAGUGAUGAGGAAGCAGACACCAAUUGACAUUGAUGCAGGUGAAACCAACUUUAUUGACCUUGGAGAAAUCAAAGGAGAAGACCCAAUAGGGCAGUUGGUCAUACCACCCAACUCCUUCCACAAAGACAAUGGAGAAACAUAUGAAGGAACUGUGAAAGCCAGCGUAACUUUCAUUGAUCCAAGAAACAUCACUACAGCUGCUGCAGCCCCUGGUGACCUCAACUUUGUGGAUGAUGAAGGUGACAUGCUCCCACUGAGAACCUAUGGGAUGUUUUCAGUUGACUUUAGAGAUGAGAGCAACAAAGAGGUUCUUGGAGCUGGUGCUGUCCAAGUCCUUCUUGAUACUCAGCAUGUUAAAAUGCAAGAGCACAUUCCUGAAAUGAAGCUGUGGUCAUUAAACCCAGACACAGGUGUCUGGGAGGAGGAGAGUGACUUUUCCUAUAGCACAACAACCGCCGGUGGUCAUGGAAGAAGCAAACGUGAAGAGCGCACAUUUCUGAUAGGCAACAUGGAGAUUAGAGAACGCAGACUUUUCAAUUUAGAUGUGCCAGAAAGCAGACGCUGUUACGUCAAAGUGCGUGCAUACAUGAGUGACAAGUUCCUGCCUACUGAACAACUGGAGGGCGUUGUAAUAAGUCUGAUAAACCUGGAGCCCAAACCUGGUUAUUCAUCCAAUCCCAGGGCAUGGGGUCGCUUUGACAGUGUCUUAAGUGGGUCCAAUGGGGCCUGUUUACCAGCUUUCUGUGAUGCUAUGAGGCCUGAUGCAUACACUGCUUAUGUCACAGCAAUGCUGGGUGGAGAAGAGCUGGAAGCAGCUCCUUCUUCCCCCAAGAUGAAUCCAAACAUCAUAGGAGUGUCUCAGCCUUACCUAGACAAAAUAAACUACCAGCGUUCUGAUCAUGACGAUCCAGCUUUGAAGAAAACGGCUUUCAAAAUAAAUUUAGCGAAACCCAAUCAAAAUAAUUUUGAUGAGACCAAUGGACCAAUAUAUCCUUAUCAGAAUUUGUUGGGCUGUGAAAACGCUCCUGUGGAUGCAAAUCACUUUCGAUUUUUCAGAGUGGAAAAGGACAAGUAUGAAUACAAUGUUGUUCCCUUUGAGGAGACAGACUUGACAACAUGGACAAGAGACUACCUUUCCUGGUGGCCCAACCCCCAAGAAUUCAGAGCAUGCUUCAUCAAAAUAAAAAUUCAUGGCCAGAAGGAAGUAAUGGUCCGGUCAAGGAAUCUGGGAGGAACACAUCGAGAGACGAGAGGCAAACUUUAUGGCAUUAGAGACAUUCGCAGUACCCGAGACAUGCGAGAAGCAAACACCUCAGCUGCUUGUCUGGAGUUCAAAUGCAGUGGCAUGUUGUUUGAUCAGGCAGAGGUGGACAGAUCCAUCAUAUCAGUGCUUCCACAAGGCAACUGUCGCAGGAUCAGUAUCAAUGGUCUUCUACAGGAGUAUCUCAUUAAACAUCCACCAGUUGCUCAAAACAAUGAAUCUCAUGCCUUCACCAUGUUAGCUCCUGUUGAUCCAUUGGGGCACAACUAUGGCAUCUACACAGUCACAGACCAGAACCCCAGAGUGGCCAAAGAGAUUGCAAUUGGGCGAUGCUUUGAUGGCACCUCGGAUGGUUUCUCCAGAGAGAUGAAGUCAGACUACGGAGUUGCAGUGACCUUCAGCUGCCCAGAAAAGAAAAUAAACAGGGAAAGUCUCUUCCAGCGUCUACAAACCAACCCAGGUCAGACACUGGCUCAAAUGGCAAGGGACAUGAGGGAACUGGAGGGCAUGCAGGUGCAACGGUCCUCCACCCAGGUAGUGGCGUUCCCUUCAGAGCAGCAAGGAAGGACCCAGAGUCGCAGAGUGAGCUCCACAGCCAGAAGGAGAGCAUCCAUUCGAGCACAGCAGCGCCAAUAAAGGUGCCAAGAAGUAUUUUUGAGUUAAAAUAUUUGAUCCAUGUUUACACUGACGGCAAUAUCACAAUGUUUUUGGGUGUUUUUUUGCAUUUUUAUUUUAUUAGAAAUGGAUGUUUGGAAUUUUGUUUAGAGACUACAAACUUUUUGAUGAUAAUUUUGAACUUAUUGAAAACUGACACAGACAUUCAGGCAAGCCCACCAAGCAAGAUCGAUGAUUAUCAGUCAAACAGUAACUUGAAGUUGAAUAUGAUAGAUAAAUAAAGAAAUUAAUGGAAU
Messenger RNA from Nothobranchius furzeri (turquoise killifish), 4308 nucleotides. RefSeq names its product cartilage intermediate layer protein 2 (gene cilp2). Lineage: Eukaryota; Metazoa; Chordata; Actinopteri; Cyprinodontiformes; Nothobranchiidae. The record is from RefSeq and is a predicted model, not a curated record.